AUGAAAACUUCUGCAGAGCAGCUGAUCCUGAAGGUCAACUUUGUGACUGUGAAGAUUUUUAUCCUUGACAUGGGGAUGAAGGACACUGUGCCGAAUGUGGGCAUGGAUGCAGUAAACAUCCUUGGACUCGGAAGACAGCAGACAUUGGACAUUCCAAAAUACCCCAGGAUGAAGAGGCUUGCCCAAGUUCCUCCAGUACUGCUGCAGCGAAAGAGAUCUUUAACCAUCAAACUGUCAAAGGGCCCAGGACUGUCAGCUGGCUUGCAAAAGACUUGGAGGGAUACUACCACUAGUUCACAACCUUCUGGGAGCCAGGCAAGACAGAGUACUACUACCACCUCUGGAGUAUCCAAUUUCUGUGUUGCAUCAGUUGGUAUACUCAUUUGUGGAGUUGAUAGACAUGGCGCUAUUAGAGUGUUGAAAGCCCCAUCAAAAAAUGGUAUGAAUGAGAUCCAGGCCAUGAAGAAUUGCAGAUGUUAUGUGGAUGAACAAGUGACAUUCUAUCAUGACUGGUCAUAUGCCCGGUCAGCAGCAGGCCAGGAAGAGAAGCCACCUUGGAGGCUCUUGAACAAAAGUGGUCAAGUACUGACUGUUGUUGACAUUGCAUGUCUGACUGGAACAGACUUAGCCAAGCACAAGGGCAGGGACAAAGCAAGUGUGACAGAAUCUCACCUUUGGUUUGGAACCAUAUUCCACACCAGUUCAGAUUCUGAAGCUGAUAACGAUGGUUCAGAAAUGGAGCUUCUGUCUGAUGUGGACAGUAUUGGAGAUGACACCAACCAUAACCCUGAACUUGCUAGCUCCUUGAUGGAGAUGGAGUUGAGUGACUCUGGAGACUUUCACACUGACUACAAAGGCAAAGGAAAGCUGAAGAUCUUGAAGACGCCAAUGGUCAAUGAAUUAACAAUUGCGUAUCUAGCCAAACAUACUCACACAGCACUCUCCCCUGAUGAAUCACUGACAAAUCUGAGAGUAGCAUUGAAAAAGCUCAAGAGUGAAACAGCUGCCAUCCCACUUUUCCUGCCUUCACAGUCCUCUCCUUCACUCACUGACAGUUGGCUGAGCAUUCCAAGUGUACCAGCUACAUAUGCAACAUGCCCUGAAUUAUCCCAUCCAGCUACAAUUGUCCCCAUGAGUGAAGAUGAUAUUUUGUGGCACAACCAGCCUCAACCUGACAACCCUUUCGCACCAGUUAUAGUCAAUCCCUGGGAGUCCGAAUAUGUUAUCAGGCCAGUUGAUUAUCUUUUUUAAUGCUUUCACAUUUCAGUUUCUUGUCUACAUGUUUAAUCGCUCUUUUUCUGUUUGUCUUGCACUAUACUUCACUACAGCAGCAUGAUACUUAUGAUACAAGUCUUUGAGCCAUA
Suillus subaureus is the source of this 1364-nucleotide messenger RNA. RefSeq lists its product as uncharacterized. The coding region runs from base 1 to 1251 and encodes 416 amino acids. The transcript is spliced from 9 exons. NCBI's taxonomy places the organism in Eukaryota, Fungi, Basidiomycota, Agaricomycetes, Boletales, Suillaceae. The record is from RefSeq and is a predicted model, not a curated record.